Molecule: messenger RNA, 1865 nt
Organism: [Torrubiella] hemipterigena
Lineage: Eukaryota; Fungi; Ascomycota; Sordariomycetes; Hypocreales; Clavicipitaceae
Source: the annotation of a GenBank genome assembly
GCCAGCUCCGCCGACUGUUCAGGCAUCUAACCUAAAACACCUCUGUCCAACGCCAGGCUGUUCUUCAUCAUCCUCUCGUCUAAAACAGAACGAGAAUCGGAGAAAGUUAUCGCCAAAGUUGUUUUCAGGUCACGAAAAGCAUGGCAGCCAACACCAAGUACCAGCCCGCUCCUCAGGACGAGCCCGAGGACUACACCCAAGCUCCUCCCUCGUACGGCUCGUCUUCUCGCCCCAACGAAGCUGAGGGCCUCUUUGCCGCUCCCCGUAGCAGCGAAGACAACCUUCCCGAUGAUUUCAAGUUUGGAGGUUCCGUCGCCGAGGCCACCAUCGAGAUCCGCCACCAGUUCAUCCGAAAGGUCUACACCAUCCUCUCUGUUCAGCUCCUAGCAACUGCUGGCGUCAGCUUCCUCACCUUUACUAUCCCUGCCUACAGAGAUUGGAUUCAGAGCCACCCUGGCGUCGUCUGGGCCUCACUGUUCGGUUCUCUCGUCUUCCUUGGCCUCACCUACUGGAAGCGCAAGUCGUACCCUACCAACCUGCUCUUCUUGUCUCUAUUCACCCUCGCCGAAGCUUACACCAUUUCCGUCAUCGUAUCGUUCUAUGACGCAAGCAUCGUCCUCUACGCUGCUGUCCUGACUGGUGGCAUCUUUGUCUUCCUUAGUCUCUUCGCUUGCCAAACCAAGUACGACUUCACCUCUUGGGCUCCCUACUUGUUUGGUGCUCUCUGGGGACUUGUCAUGUUCAGCUUCAUUUUCAUGUUCAUGCCCCCUGGUGAUACCGGCAACCUCAUCUAUGGAGCUAUUUCUGCCGUUAUUUUCAGCGCUUACAUCCUCGUCGAUACGCAGAUGGUUAUGCGCAAGCACCAUGUUGAAGAAGAGAUUGCUGCUGCCAUCAGCUUGUACUUGGACAUCAUCAACCUCUUCCUGGCCAUCCUGCGCAUCCUCAACUCCCAGUCUGACUAAACGGGGCCUGUCCUGUCUGUCUUGAUUGCUGAACUCGGAUAUAAUUGUUCAUGAUUACUUGUUAAUGGCGUCUCGCUCUUGUCUGGAAAGCGUUCACUUUGAGCAACAGUUUGUUGCACUAGUCUCCCAUCUUUAUACUAUAGCACUCUAAUGAUACGUGAUUUUUAUACAUUCGAUGCUUGCAUUAAAAGUCCACUAAAAACUAAGAAAGGGAAAAUUAUAUUCAGACCAUGCCUAACCCGCUGGCUAACACCGGACCGGCCAGAGUUGUGCAUGCAAGACAACACUGUCGGACCAGCGCUCAGUUUCUGGUUGGCAACUUCCUUCGAAAAAAACAAGUGCUCUUCCUUCAUAUAUAAAAGGCAGAGCCUAAACAAGGCUUUGUCGUGGAGGGUUAACAGUUCCACCGUCGUUUCGGUCAUAGACAUUUUUUGGAGGAUUCAAUCAUGUCAGGUUAAGUGAAGGGGAGACAGCCAUUCGCCAUGUUGUAGCAGUGUUGUAUGCUCUGAUCCUUUCGUUUUGUUUUUCGAACGCACAGCAGGGGAUAACACCAACGCCACGAUCGCAAAUAGACCAACGUCACACUUUUUGAGAUGCUGCAAAAUAACAAGGUUUGCGAAGAGCAAUCGCUUACUCUUCGUCUUUGCCGUUUGCCUCAGAGGGCAUAGGGCUUGAUUGAGCAGCAGCCUCACGUUGCAUACGGGCUUCAAUCUCGCGGAGCUGAGACUCACGAGCCAAAAGCUCCUGGCGCUUCUCGUUAAUUUCACGUUGAACCUUGAGCUCUAUCUCGCGGAGCUUCUCCUCUUCACGGCGAAGCUGCUCCUCCUUGAGGCGAACGGACUGAGAGGCCAGCUCCUCGGGGUUCAUCGAGCUAUCAACACUAGAAAGCAAUGUUAGUUAAAU